AUGAGAAUCUAUGAGAGAGAUCUUUAUAUGAAGUACUCUGAAGGUCGACAUGGGCAGGAACUGGAUGAUGUUCGACCUAUUGUGGAUAUUGUGGACCCUGUGCCACCGGCUACCUCAUCUCCGCAUGGCCAGAAGUCACUAGAUGUGAAUGCUCCGAUUCUCGUCAAGUCUGAUCAUGAUUUUGGUCAUCAAGUACCUGCAAUUUCACACCUCUCAACAAUGGGGUCAAAUGAGGUUGAGGUCACUGUAAAGGACCCGUUGAGCAAGCCUCAUGGCGCCGAUCUAUUACAAUGGAAAUCCUCUGACAGACGAGAUUUGAAUCUCCCUUCAUUAUUGCCUGUCGGCGUACUACGGAGGGACCUCGAUUCAAGUAGCUACUUAUAUGAGCAGAAGAUAUCACUCCUCGAGAGCCAUGGCUGGAUUCAGUCGGAGGUUUCGAAUUGUACAAAUUACAUCCGAGUUUACGUCAACCCCAUGAUGACCAGCCGCAGAAACACUCAGCGAUCAAGUACACGGUUACGAGCUGCUCUUAGGUCUAUCAUGGCCAAGAUCGAAAGCUCCCCUGAGACAUGGAUCAACCCGCGACUCUCUGAGAAAGCCGAGGAUCUUCAAUCGGUUGACACCGUGGAUGAAUCGCUAUGGUAUAUAUUCAAUACUCUCAAGGACCCUUGUCCUCGACCCGGGGAAAUAAAAGAUUACUGGUCUCGACGAGCGAUGGAACAACUGCUGUUCAAUGAUGAACUCUCCGAGCUAGGUCUACGGACCACUCUGUACCCUUACCAGCGCCGGUCUGCUGCGACAAUGGUUCAACGAGAAGCACAGCCAUCACAAAUGCUGGAUCCUCGAAUGCAGCCGUGUCAAAGUCCAGACGGGCGUAAAUACUGGUAUGACAGAGAAGAUGCAUAUAUUACACUGAAUAAAGUGCUGUACUCUGAGGCAUGUGGCGGCAUCCUUGCAGAGACAAUGGGCUGUGGAAAGACACUUAUCUGCCUUGCAGUCAUAUGUGCAACCCGGGGCCACACUCCUAAAAUUCCAAUCGAGUACAUGUCCACACCCGAAAAGCCAGACUUGACCUAUGUCAGAGAGUCCACAGGUUCACUGUUGGACAUGGCAGCUGCCGCGGCACAGAGACACUCCGAGCCAUGGAGGACAUUCUUUCGUGACCGGGAACGGGAAGGUCUGUACUUUGAACGCUGCAAGAGGGCAUGUGAGUAUCAUCAAGCAUCCUACGAGAUUCCCCCGCAUCGAACGAGGUAUCAAGGGAGGCAAAACCAGUCCUUCCCUCGGCCUCCAGCGAAGCGAGUCUUCCUCUGUGCUGGAACAAUCAUCAUCGUGCCAAACAAUUUGCUGGAUCAUUGGCAACGGGAAAUCAAGACUCACACCGAGGGCUUAAACGUGCUUGUCUUUGAUCAGAGAUCGGGAGAUCUUCCGUCAGCUGAGCAUCUAAUGAGUUAUGACAUUGUACUUUUUGCAAAGACUCGAUUCGAGCGAGACGCAGGAGAGUCCAUAAACAACCGACGAGGAAGAUUUGUUCAGAUGGAUUCACCUUUGACCGAACUUCAUUGGUUGAGAGUUAUCGUCGACGAAGGACAUAACGUGGCCGGUCAAGGCUCCAGAACAAACAUGAUCCAUCUGCUCAGUCAGUUACACUUUGAGCGUCGAUGGGUCAUUUCAGGGACACCGUCUGCCGGGCUCUAUGGGGUGGAGGUCAGCCUCGCAUCACGCGAGUUGAACGCCAGUGAUACCGAUAGUGCCACCGACCUAACGGCCGCCGCUUUACAGAGUCGAAGAAAAACUGGCAACGCGGUCACCAACGAGUUGAAAGAUCUGGACAGGCUGCGAAGAAUCGUAGUCGAGUUCCUGGGUCUUAAGCCCUGGGCUAAUUCUCGAGCCGACGACGACUACGCGGACUGGUCCAAGUAUAUUAAACCCAUCGGUGAAGAUGGCCGGCGUCGAAAGACGGCCGCUAUCAGAGCGACUCUGCAGGGUCUGGUCGUGCGGCAUCAGUUGAAUGUCGUGAGCCAGGAGAUCUACAUUCCAAAACUGUACAACGAAGUUGUCUAUUUGGAACCCACCUUCCACGAUCGGCUAUCCAUCAACUUGUUCCUUUUCGGUCUGGCCGUGAAUGCAAUCACGUCAGAACGUCAGGGACCAGACUAUAUCUUUGACCCGAGAAAUCGGAAGCACUUGAACCAAACUAUCAAUAACCUACGUCAGGCCGGGUUUUGGUGGGCUGGUUCCGAGGUGAGCCCGCAAGACUCGAUUGAACACGCUACCAGGUACAUGGAUAAGAACCGAGAGAGCAUGACCGCCGAAGACGUUGAUCAACUCAUUCGUGGAAUUGAGAUUGCACGUACAGCAAUGAGAUCUUCAAGCUGGCGCGAAUUCAAGCGUCUUCAUGAGCUUGGGGUUUACAUCAACAAUUUCCCUAGCGAAUAUCGCGCGUACUGGUCGCUCGAUCAAAGCGGCGCUGAUCAGGAGCCUUUGCUGGUGGGUAUUACACAGGCUCGGCGAGCCCAGCAGUUUGUCGCUCGGCAUCUGAAGCUUUCUGAUCCCACCCAGGGGCUCGCAGGUGCCGGCAUCACGACUCGCCAUGAUCUGGAACGUCGAGAUCAGCAAACUCCCCCCAAGGGCGCGCCAGAAUCUGCCCAUAACUUGAACACAGCCUCAACUCCAGCUCCAGCUUCUACACCCGGCUCGCUUCAUCACAAUCCGAAGCCACAAACCAACAAAUCGCCCGCAAAGACAUUCACCCGCAAUCUCUUCUACUCUCUUCCAGCAAAUUCCCCUCUCCAAAAGACCCAACUCGUUGCCACCGCGUCAGCCAAAUUGACCUAUCUUCUCAACAAGGUUCUCCAGCUGCAAGACACUGAGAAAAUCAUCAUAUUCUACGACAACAACAAUUCCGCCUUCUGGAUCGCCGAGGGACUCGAACUCCUCGGUGUAGAAUUUCGCAUCUACGCCAGCACCCUCAAACCCGAGCUCCGAACCGAAUAUCUCAAGCUGUUUCGCGAAGCCGAAGAUGUCCGUGUCUUACUCAUGGAUCUCCGACAAGCUUCACACGGUCUACACAUUGCGCAAGCCUCCCGUAUUUUCAUCGUCAACCCGAUCUGGCAGCCCAAUGUGGAAAGUCAAGCUAUCAAGCGCGCACAUCGUAUCGGGCAGAAAAACCCCGUUUACGUGGAGACUUUAGUCCUCCGCGACACGCUCGAAGACCACAUGCUCAAAAGACGACGCGAGAUGUCAGAGGCGGAGAUUCAACAUGCCGAGAAGAGCCUACUGGAUGACGGGACAAUGAGCGACAUUGUGCAAAGAGAGCCGUUUCUGCCCAUGGGUCAAGAAGAAGAAGACGAUACGGCGGCCGCGUUCUUGGAUCACCCGGUUGGGUUUUUCAAUCGUCAUCGUCUGCCGAUUCCGGAUGAUGAGGAUUUAACCCUCGUUACGUCGAAGACAGAUUUGUCAACGGAGACAGGGAAGCGAGUUUUUGGCGUUCGAGACUCCGUUGCGGACGAUUCACAAUCUGCUUUGGGGAAUGAUGACGAGCCUGCGUGUAAAAAGAUGCGUGUGGACGUUCUACCUGAGAGGGAUAAUUCUCCUCUGGAGAUGGAGGGAGAAGGGACGAAGCGUUCUAUUUUUGGGGGACCGGAUCAUUCCUCGUCUGGUGAUUGUGCGGUGGAUGGGUUGGUUUUGAGCAAUAGAAAGCCACGAGUGAGCUUUUCCUCUUGA
Messenger RNA from Penicillium oxalicum, 3726 nucleotides. RefSeq names its product DEAD/DEAH box helicase. The transcript is spliced from 2 exons. Gene Ontology annotation, molecular function: ATP binding; ATP-dependent chromatin remodeler activity. Bases 1 to 3726 code for a protein of 1241 amino acids. The record is from RefSeq and is a predicted model, not a curated record. NCBI's taxonomy places the organism in Eukaryota, Fungi, Ascomycota, Eurotiomycetes, Eurotiales, Aspergillaceae.